AUGGCUCGAGCACUGUUGUUAUUCGUGUUUAUGGUGUCAGGUGUCUUUGCUGGACGCUACUUUAACGAAAAACAGCCUUGCUAUAGACCCAAGCUGAACAAACACGAUGGAUUCAGGUAACUUUAGCCGGGAUGUCUUCUAUCACCUAAUUUGAUAUGUUUGCUGUCUAGUGAUUACUCUCGAGCUAUAAAUAGUAGCUAGUUGUUGCAACAUGAUUGUAGUAGUAGAUUUUUUUUUUUCCCCACGGCUGUGUCUACAGAUAGUCAGUUAUUAUGUAUGGGCGCAACACUGCAUUUUAUAUAUAUAUAUAUAAAAAUAGCCAUCUAUGGGAAGUAGGGCAAGCGCAUGCUUAUCUUUUGCCUCUAGUGGUUUCAACUGUGUAGUGUUGAUGUUUGUGUGUGUGUUGUUCAGGCGGACAUUGCCUGCAUGUUCUGCACUCAACUGAUAUUAUUAGUUAGUCACUGAGUGAGUUUGUUGUCCAUAAUACUUACAAUAAUACAUUACCAAACAAACUCUUUAAUCCCUCCUCUCAGCCCAUCCCUCCUAUCACGAUAGAUCACCCUCGUUUGGUUUACAUGUGCCAUAUAUUUUUCAAUUGUGCUGUGAUGUUUUACAAACAUUUUGAACCUUUCUAAUUGUAUAGUAUCCACAGAUUGUGAGCUAAAGAUGACAACCUUUCUUACGAGUAUUAUUAUAUUAUUUAUAGACUGACUAUGGCUUUAUUUUACCAAUCCUGAACUAGUAUCCAGAAACAAGCUACAUAGGGAAAAUACCAGAAUAAAUGAUCUCGUUCUCUUCGCAGCAAAAUCUACAGAGCUGAGAUUGUUGUAUGCCCCAUAUGAGCUAUAUAUAAUUCUGUUGGUGACAAGAAUUUUGUAUAAUUUAGAUUCAAAAACUCGAAGUGUUGACUCGUGUUUUUUGUACCACUUCAUAAACCAUGUGCCAUGGAAUCGGUACAUCGCAAAUCUCUCAUUUAUUUUGCAACCUGUAUGGCGCAGCUGUCAACAUUUCUGUCCACAAAUGAAACUGGUAUAUUUUUCUAUUUAUGUUAACUCCUUUCAGCCAGUUUGUAUCUUUUAAUAAAUGGCAGGCAAACAAGUUCCGUACCUCUUUCCACUUGCCUCCAUUUGUAUGGUAAUUCUGCUCUCAGUUGGUUAUACGUUUUGGAUUGAGCAGACAUUCCCAUAUAUUUUCGAUAGCUGCAUAUGUGACAACUCCAGUUUAUAUUCUUCAUAUCAUUAAUAAAUAUAAUACACAUUUAACUUUUUUUCCCAUAAACAAUGGUUUUUAUUAAUCAGUAUAUUUGCGUUUAACCUUAACAUUUAUUUGAUAUUUUCUGGAGGAUAAAACGGAAAUUGUAACCAGCUUUGUAUGGCUUGUUUAAGAAAGGGCGAUACUAUAAACAAAAUGUCAUUUUCAAUUAGUCGGAAAUGAGAAGUUGUAAUCUGUAUAAAGGCCAUUUUUGAACAAAGGAUGAGCCUCCCAAUCAACACCAUUAUCCCAGAAACCCUAGACCCACUCCAAUUUGCAUACCGCCCCAACAGAUCCACAGAUGAUGCAAUCUCUAUUGCACUCCACACUGCCCUUUCCCACCUGGCCAAGAGAAUGCUAUUCAUUGACUACAGCUCAGCGUUCAACACCAUAGUGACCUCAGCUCAUUACUAAGCUAAAGACCCUGGGACUAAACACCUCCCUCUGUAACUGGAUCGGAUCCUGGACUUCCUAACGGGCCGCCCCCAGGUGGUAAGGGUAGGUAAUACAUCUGCCACGCUGAUCCUCAACACGGGGGCCCCUCAGGGGUGCGUGCUCAGUCCCCUCCUGUACUCCCUGUUCACUCAUGACUGCAUGGCCAGGCACGACUCCAACACCAUCAAGUUUGCCCACGACAACAGUGGUAGGCCUGAUCACCGACAACUAUGAGACAGCCUAUAGGGAGGUCAGAGACCUGGCCGUGUGGUGCCAGGAUAACAACCUCUCCCUCAACGUGAUCAAGACAAUGGAGAUGAUCGUGGACUACAGGGGGGAAAACAAGGACUGAGCACGCCCCCAUUCUCAUCGACGGGGCUGUAGUGGAACAGGUUGAGAGCUUGCGUUCCUUGGUGUCCACAUUACCAACAAACUAUCAUGGUCCAAACACACCAAGACAGUCGUGAAGAGGGCAUGACAAAGCCUAUUCCCCCUCAGGAGACUGAAAAGAUUUGGCAUGGGUCCUCAGAUCCUCAAAUUCUACAGCUGCACCAUCGAGCGCAUCCUGACUGGUUGCAUCACUGCCUGGUAUGGCAACUGCUCGGUCUCCGACCGCAAGGCACUACAGCGGGUAGUGCGUACGGCCCAGUACAUCACUGGGGCCAAGCUUCCUGCCAUCCAGGACCUCUAUACCAGGCGUUGUCAGGAAGGCCCUAAACAUUCAGACUCCAGCCACCCUAGUCAUAGACUGUUCUCUGUUACCGCAUGGCAAGCGGUACCGGAGCGCCAAGUCUAGGUCCAAAAGGCUUCUUAACAGCUUUUACCCCCAAGCCAUAAGACUCCUGAACAGCUAAUCAUGGCUACCCGGACAAGUAUUUACCUCUCCAUGGUUGCAGAAUCUUAUCUAUUUUUGCAUACUUUCUAUUGAAAUUGAUUGUGAGUUCAUUUAUAUUUUGAGAUGGUGAAGUAGACAUACUUGGUAUUCACAUCUGCCCAUUUUAUUGGUAAUCUACAAGGUAGUGUAAACACUGUCCUCUUUAACGAUCCAAUACGUAAUAUGGUACACUUGUCAUAAUUAGGUUUUAGUCCAGAGAGGCUAGAAAAGUGAUCAAGAUCUUCAAUGAGACUGGGCAGGGAUCCAGAUAACUUGAGUCGUCGGCAUACAUUGACACUUUUUUGUUAUUGUUCCCUGGAUUUCUAACCCCUUGAUGUUCUUGUUGAAUCUAAUUUUAAUAGUUAGCGUUUCAAUGGCCAUAAUAAAUAGAUAUGGAGACAACGGACAGCCUUGUUUUACUCAUCUUAAAAGCUCAAUACUUUCUGAGAAGUAACCAUUUAUUUAUUAUUUUACAUUUGGGGUUGCUGUACAUAACAUUAACCCAUUGUAUAAGAGAUUUACCGAAAUUAAAGUAAUCCAGGCAUUUAUAUAUAAAUUCUAGUCGUACUUUAUCAAAUGCCUUUUCAAAAUCUGCUAUGAAGAUCAGGCCUGCUAUCUUUGUUUCAUAAUGUUCAAUUGUUUCAAGUAAUUGUCGUAUAUUAUCUCCAAUAUAUCGUCCAUGUAAAAAACCUGUCUGAUCAGGAUGAACAUCUGGUGUAACUUUUUUUUAUUCUAUGUGCUAUGCAUUUCGCCAGGAUUUUCACAUCACAACAUUUUAAGUGUAAGAGGCGUCCAGUUGAUUUCAUUAGUAGUAAUGAAAUCAGACCUUGUUGAGUACCUGAAAGUCUACCAUUUUUAUAGGAGUAAUUAAAACAUGCUGAUGUAUCUUUUGGGUACAUUAAAUAAAGGUCUGAUAUACCUCUACUGGUAUACCAUCAAGCCCUGGUGUUUUUCCAGACUGAAAAUAUUUAAUUGCCUCAAGUUCCUCUUCUGUAAGUUGGCCUUCACACCUGUCUUUCUGUAAAUUGUUGUAUUAUUAGGAAAGAAAUCCUUACAGUUAACAUCAUUCAGUGGAAAUGGAGGAGACUGAAAAGAAAACGUAUGCUUAAAAUAUUUUGGUUCCUCUUUUUGGUAGCAUUUCUAUGACGAUUCCAGAGACGUUUUGUGCAUUCUUCACAUUUUUUUCUAUCCAAUUCUCAUUAUUUUCGUAAUACAUUACACUUAAUCGUUCUUGAAUAAGUACCUCCGAUUCUUUUUGUUUUUCCUCAACCCUAUUUUGUACCUAUAGUACAGUUUCCAUUACCAUCUAUCUGUGCUGUUAUUUCCUUUAGUCUAGUCCCUUUUGCUCUAAACUGCUUUUGCUUUAAUGAUGAGUAUUGUUUGGCCUCAAAGUACAAUUUUAAGUGUCCCAUACAAUAAGGGGAUCUGCUGUACCUAUGUUGUGCAGGAAAAAAGUCAAUUAUGAAUUAUUUUGUCUUAGUUAAGAACAAAUUGUCAUCAAUAGGAUUUGAUUAAAAUGUCCAAUAUUCACGUGGAAAUUCUGUAAGAGUUAGAUGGUGGGCCGACCUCGUUAGGUCUAUUAAUACCUUUUAUUUUUACUUUUGAUACCAGCGAGAAUGAGACCAGGAAGUAAUCAAGACUGCUAGCAUGAUUUAAGCCUCCAUGUAUAUCUCACUAGGUCAGGGUAGCCUCCAUAUAUCCACUAGUUCCAAUGUAUUCGUGUUCUCCUAAAGUGCUUGAGGGUGAUAGUUUGUACUGUGUUUUCCUUUACGAACCAUUGAGGUACUUAAAUGUGUAUAUAAUCUCCCACCAUAAUAGACUCAUUCGUUGCUUGUGAGCUCAAUAGAUUAUUAUCUAUAUUUUCGAGGAAAUGUGGAUCAUCAUUAUUUGGCCCAUAUAGAUUAAUUAGCCAGAUCUGUUUUUGGUCCAAUAGCAUAUCUAAAAUAAUCCCUCUUUCUUGAGUAUCUGUUUGCACAAUCGAAUCAACAUUUUUAUUACAUUUUAGUCAUUUAGCAGACGCUCUUAUCCAGAGCGACUUACAGUUAGUGAAUACAUUUUUUUUUUUUUUUUUACUGGCCCCCCGUGGGAAUCGAACCCACAACCCUGGCGUUGCAAACGCCAUGCUCUAUCAACUGAGCUACAUCCCUGCCGGCCAUUCCCUCCCCUACCCUGGACGACGCUGGGCCAAUUGUGCGCCGCCCAUAUUAAUUGGUAUAAUCACCCCUUUUGAGUUUCUUUGCCCAUUACAAAAAUAUAUUUCUCCCUCCAGUCCUUUUUCCACCCUACCUCAUCUAUAUUUGGAGAGUGAGUUUCCUAUAAACAAUAGAUAUUAUGUUCUUUUGUUUUUAGCCAGGUAAAAAUUGAAAUCUGCUAAGCCAUUACAAUUGUAACUGCCUAUACUUAUUUCCCCACUAACCAUAAUGAUACCCAUGUUUCAAUUAUACUUACCACAACCAGGUAGCUUAGUGGUUAAGAGCGUUGUGCCAGUAAACGAAAGGUCGCUGGUUCUAAUCCCCGAGCCGACUAGGAGAAAAAUCUGUCUGUGCCCUUGAGCAAGGCACUUAACCCUAAUUGCUCCUGUAAAUCGCUCUGGAUUAGAGCGUCUGCUAAAUGACUGAAAUGUAAACUUACCAUUAAAAAGCACCAUGAUGAUUAAGUGUCCCUAUAGCUGCAAUUUUUUUAAACUUCCAAUUUUCCUAAUAUUCCACCCACUAAACCCCCCCCCCCCAUAUCUCGGUCUGUCACUAAGACCAUCUCCCUGACUCAUGACGCACCUUUGCGUCCUAAGGUAAUUGGCGUAGGCCAGAGGGAAAUAUGGCCAGUCCCAUGAGAACAUAAUUCAAUACUGCCACCCAUCACACUACCCAUAAAGGAAUACCUAAGUUUAACUUACAAUCGACUGCCAUGGCAUGAGCGCCAAGAAUACAUGCAGUACUGACAAUCCAGAGCGCGUAAAACCAACCCUCUCGCCACCCACACACAUUUUGUAUUUAUUCCAGGGUCGUUGCUCUAUCACCUCGGCUGUUUUACACCUAUAUCACUAGUAUCAACCAUAUAAAAGGUAGCGUAAAAUAGCUUAUAUAGAAUUAUAAACUGGGUGGUUCGAGCCCUGAAUGCUGAGCGGCGUGGUAUCAGACCGUAUACCACGAGUAUGUCAGCAUUUUAUUUUUACUGCUCUAAUUAUGAUGGUAACCAGUUUUUAUAAUAGCAAUAAGGCACCUUGGUUUGUGGUAUAUUGCCAACACACAACAGCCUGAAUAAAAUAAAAAAAUAAAUGUUAACCCCUCAAGUGUUAUUCAGAGGCUAUCCAAAGUUUGAAAUCAAUUAAGCAAUCAAAGCCGAGGGUGGAGACAAGGGUUCUGACUUGUCUGUGGGUGGAAGGAGAUGACAGUAGUAUGGGCAGAAUUUGUUUGUGACCUGUCAUUUAAAGUGAAUCAUCCCAUUUUGCUAUUGGGCACUCAAUACUACCCCCCUGAAUAUAUAAUUUGACAAAACUGGAUGUCUCCAGAAACAUGCAUGGCCCUUUUCAGGGGUAGUUGAGUUUUGAAAGAAUGCUUGUGCUUGGAGAGGCAGAUCUGCCAAGCUCGAUCUGGUCAGGUUUUGCAUUGUCCCAUCGUGCUAUGGGGCCUUUAUGAGUGCUUAUAUUCGUCAUGCUUGCAGAGUCUGUUUGUGCCGCUCUACAUUUAGAAUUCUAUCUAGAGAACCUUAUACCCUGAUGUCAUGUCAUCAGGACGAUGCCCCGACCCCACGAGUUUCUUGAACUCAAUGAGCUCCCCAAGGCCUGGGACUGGAGGAACAUCAACGGCACCAACUACGUCAGCACUACCCGCAACCAGCACAUCCCCCAGUACUGUGGCUCCUGCUGGGCACACGGCAGCACCAGCGCCAUGGCAGGUAGCCUAACCUCCAGCUCGCCUUUCUGCUGUCAGACUUGUACAGCUCAUAGAAAUGAACAAAGCAUACAGUUUACUUGGUACUUUACAGAUUAUUUUGCAUCUGAAAGGAACACGGCACAAAUGGACAGGAUGAAGAUCAGACUGUAAAAUGCUAUUCUAUUUGGCCAUGGAUGUCUGCAGACUUUUGACAAGUUACAACAGUGUUGCAAAGCUUGGUAAUUCAUCUUCAAGAUGACUGUCAUAAAGAUGGUUUACCAAUCUAAAGUCACUUGGAAACUAGAUUUUAUAACGUAGAUGGAGUAAAUAUUGCAAUUGUUCAAACAUGAAUACCUGUCAGGCAUUUAACACGACUCACUCACUGACUCAAAUUCCGGGGGGGGGGGGGGGGGUGUAUGGCAGGGAAGUUUGUGGCAACCCCUGAAUGUGCUGGCAUGUGCAGUUGAAGCUUCAUGGUUUCCUGUAAAUCAGUUUAUUAUUAUUUUAGAAUGCAAAGGUAAUUUCCUCAUUUGCACAUACAAGUAGUCCUUUAUCAUAAUACAAUGACUUCAGAAUGCUGGAGUUGUCCUUACUACUAAGUUUGGUGACUUGCAACAUUAAUGAGCAGAUUCUGGAACAAGUACUGAAUUAAUGGACUGGUUUUUGGUGUGCUCCUUUUGUCAGAUCGCAUAAACAUCAAGCGGAAGGGAGCCUGGCCCUCUGCCUAUCUGUCAGUCCAGAAUGUGGUGGACUGUGGCGAGGCUGGCUCCUGUCAUGGAGGUGAUCACUCUGGGGUGUGGGAGUACGCCAACAAACAUGGCAUCCCUGACGAGACCUGCAACAACUACCAGGCCAAGGAUCAGCGUAAGGCCUCAAUAACUUAUCUCCCAGCUGAUCAUUCACUUUACUUGGUUGAACAGUCUUUCCCAUUAUAGAUUUGGCCACAAGACUUUGUCACACAAUUAAGAUUGAUGUGGUUAAUUUGCCAUUUCUCAGACUUCCCAUGUUCUCCAUAUUGUCUUGCAGAGUGCAAACCGUUCAACCAGUGUGGAACCUGCACCACAUUCGGGGUCUGCAACAUCAUCCAGAACUACACCCUGUGGAAGGUCGGAGACUUCGGUGCUGUCAGUGGGAGGGAGAAGAUGAUGGCUGAGAUCUACGCUGGCGGACCGAUCAGGUUAAGAACUGGACUUGGUCAACAUGGGCUGUGUCCCAAAAGGCACCCUUUUCACUAUAUAGUGUAGGGAAUGGGGUGCCAUUUGGAACUGGACUGAGUCAACAUUGUGACUGUUUCUCUUCUCAUGAGCUCCACCUGUCCGGACGGUGUAUGGAUUUGCAUGAGAAGUAGAGCCAAGUCAGUCAAACGGGCACCUACCUCUACCUCCGUGGCAGUUUGCCCAUGUCUGACGUGAAACAAAAUGACUGUAGUAGCACUAUGAUUUAAGUUAGUGAAGGAGCCAUUCAUUUUGUGUGGAGUUGGCGCUUAAUUUUCAUUGGCUUACUGCAGAAAUGCAACUCAUUCCAAGUAUUCUCUUUCCCUUCCUGCUCCUCCAAAAACAUACACAAAAGUGUCGCUUUAACUAAAUAGUCGCCAUAUUUUUUUUUUGUCCUUGGUAGCUGUGGGAUCAUGGCGACGGACAAGUUGGAUGCCUACACUGGAGGCCUGUACUCUGAGUAUGUAGAGGAGCCCUACAUCAACCACAUUGUGUCCGUUGCCGGCUGGGGCAUGGAUGAGACUGGUGUGGAAUUCUGGAUCGUCCGCAACUCAUGGGGAGAGCCCUGGGUAAGAUCCUUAUCAAAUGAACACUAUGCAUGCCAUAUUAUAUCUAUCUGGUAGUCUGUAGUGAUCUUGCAUGGAAACUACAACAGAUAAUCCUGUUCUGCUACAGAAUUGCAUUGUGAUCAAGAUGAGGCAACAAACCUAGCCUAUAGCUUUUACAAUGAAUAGCAAAAUCACAAGAAUGGCUUCAAAUCAAAGUCUACGUUGAGACCGACGGGAGCAAGGGUCUUUAAAUUAAAGUUCCAGGCAGCCUCUCGUUUUAACAAUAAGUUGUUGAGGUCACCCCCUCUCCUAGGGAGGGUGACAUGUUCGAUGCCGAUAUAACGUAGGGACGAAAUUGAGUGGUUUGCUUCCAGAAAGUGGGCAGCGACUGGGUAUGUCGAGUUUUUGCACCUAAUGGUGCUACGAUGCGCCGAGAUUCGUACUUGCGCUUUGUUUUACCCACAUCAUUUUUACCACAAGGACAAGUUAUAAGCUAAGUAACAGCCUUAGUGGAGCACAUAAUAACACCUUUGAUUGGGAUCCGUUUCCCUGUUUGGGGGUGUUUUGAAGGAUCUACAUUUGUAAGUGCCAUUGCAUUGAGCGCAGCCGUUACACUUGUAGUUUCCAUCCGGUAGAGGCGCAAAUAGACGUUGUGCAGGGAUAUUUAGGGGUGGUAACUUGACUUCUUCAACUUGACUUUCUAUUGCUCAUGUACCUUAAAGCAUAUUUAUCUAGCUGAAACUCCAGAUUUGAGGUAGUUUCUGUUUUCUUGCCAGGGUGAGAAGGGCUGGUUGAGGAUCGUGACCAGCGCCUACAAGGGAGGAAGUGGCAGUCAGUACAACCUGGCCCUGGAGGAAGACUGCAUGUACGGAGAUCCCAUCGUUCCCAAGGCCUACCUGUAG
Molecule: messenger RNA, 9096 nt
Organism: Coregonus sp. 'balchen'
Lineage: Eukaryota; Metazoa; Chordata; Actinopteri; Salmoniformes; Salmonidae
Source: the annotation of a GenBank genome assembly